Messenger RNA from Branchiostoma belcheri (Belcher's lancelet), 2827 nucleotides. Its product is annotated as leucine-rich repeat-containing protein 30-like. Gene Ontology annotation, molecular function: protein binding. The transcript has a single exon. The record is from RefSeq and is a predicted model, not a curated record. Lineage: Eukaryota; Metazoa; Chordata; Leptocardii; Amphioxiformes; Branchiostomatidae. The coding region runs from base 959 to 1819 and encodes 286 amino acids.
UGGCAACUGGGUACAAAUUACAAAGGUCGCCAUUGCAUCAUAAUAUGGUCAUUUGGGUUCUAAUUAGCUAAAUCACUUGAUCUCAGUUAUUGAGAUACCAUGUUCAUCAUGGGGACAGGUCACCUGAGUACCUGCAAUUAAGCACAUAAGGCUUACGUGAUCUUAAGUAAUUGCAGGUACUUAGCCCUGUCAGUGCUUGUCUCGUGCAUCAAAUUAUGUUGUCAACCUUACGUACUUUGUUCCACAUUAGCAUAUUGUCAUGUUUACUCCACUAGUCCGGACAUAGGUAAUAGACCGUGCUCCAUUCCACGUGUAGUACUUAGCUGUCAUGACGAUACAUUUAUUACUUCCGACCCUUCCCAUAAUCCCUCGAGUGUCCCGUGAUCCUCUUAUGCGACAGGUGCCGGCGGUUCGUUGAAUGGUUAAUGACUUAGUUGAUGGAUAAUCGCUUGUACUGACUAGUCAACUGCCUUUCAACCACAGAAAAUUCUUCUUGUAGAACGUCAUGACGGGAGUGCUAGCAACAAAGCUAUGUAACCGGACCCGGCCAACCCUCUUGCAUACAGUCAGUCCUGUUUGUUUAGUCCUUUGUGAAUGUUUUUCCAGCAAUAUUUACCUAGUUCGUACAAGAGAGGUCGUCGCCAUUUGCAGUGUGCCAUGUUAUCAGUGCCGCAGCAUUUAACCCGGAAUUCCUCGGUGUGUGUUAUCUCGCGUUACUACGCAAUUUCGCCCUUAAGUGGAAAGUUGCCACCUCAAGUGCCACCCAGGACACACAGGCAGUUGUUCUAAGAUGUCUACAGUUCAACUACACGUCGUCUAAAGACAACUUCUGCCGUCUUGAGAAGUGAGGUGAGUAUCCGGAUCAGUGACUGCCUGUUACUACCCACUGUGUUGACGAUACACGGCACCGGUAGAUGAGGACGUGAACACCCAGGUAGAGUCGCUUUCACUCGGAACGAUGUCUUACCGAAGACACCUGCGUCUGAGGCUUGAGAAUGAUCCGAAGAAUGGGGGAAAGAAGAAGCUCAAGCUAGUCGGAAAAGAUUUGUCCGGGGGCCUCCCCUAUGACCUGUUUGACCUCUCUGAGCUCGAAGUUCUUGAGCUGAGCCCAGAGCGCCAGUCGUGCUUGUUGUACCGACUGGAGAAACUACCGAAGGAGAUCGGAAGGCUAGUGAACCUUAAGGUUCUGGUUCUAGAUACGAACGAGCUGAGAGAAGUACCGGCCGAAAUGAGCAACCUGCGGCACCUGGAGCGUCUUACUCUCAGUAACAACAGGCUGAAGUCCCUACCCCGGGAUUUCUCAGACCUGAAGAGCCUUCAAAGCCUCCACCUUGUUAACAACCUGUUUGAGGAGUUUCCUCUUGAAGUCUGCUACCUGGAAAGUCUGACCUUUCUGGACGUUAGUGACAACAAGUUAACGGCUCUACCCACCGAGGUGUCUUACAUGGGAAAACUGGAGACUUUCCUUCUCUUCUUCAACGAGAUAAGGAGUCUACCAGACAGUAUUUGUAAGAUGAAGACUCUGAAAACUUUGUGGCUUGGGAAAAACAAGCUGACGACGCUGCCGAAACAUUUCGGGCGUCUGAAGAACCUGGACUGGGGCUACCGGCAGCACUCGUCCAACAUCGACGGGAACCCACUCCGCAAACCACCGAUGGAGAUCUGCAGGAGGGGUCCGGAGGACAUUGGCAGGUAUUUUGCAAUGAAGGAAGGAUGGAAAGAGGGUGACCCGGACUCAGACUAUGACGAAAGUCAAGAGAGAGACCCUGAAGAAGACGAGAGAAAGGUCUCGAGGCACACGCACAAUGGACAGAUGUGAACUAUUACUGUGUCAUCGAGUAAUCUCAUAUCAGAAUAUUUUGUGGAGUAUAAUUGGUUUAUAGGUACAUACAACUUCUAGUUGCAUUUAUAGUAGUACAUACAGCUUCUAGUUGUAUUAGUAGUUACAUACAACUUCUAGUUGUAUUAGUAGUGAGAAGACAACGACGAAAACACUGUUUCUGAUAUGUCCGUCCAGCAGACUGGGGAUUUUUCUGGCAGAAAAACUGUGCAACUUAAAUGUUUCAUCGAUUUUCCAUGUCCUAGUCAAAUUCAAGUUUGAUGUAUUGCAAUAGAGUGGUUCUUUGAUCUGACUUGCCACGCCGCUAUAUAUGCUGUUCCUGAGUUUUAAAGCUACAUUUUGUGGAACUGGUAAUGCAUAAUACAGUGUUGUGCUUUGUAACUUUUUUUGUAUGUUCGGGGCGAGUAUGGGGUUUCAAUUUGAAAUCUUAUAGUCGCUAUAAAUGAAUCGGGCCAUGUAGCGCCAUUAUAGUUGUCACAUCAUCCGACAGCGACAAUUGUCCCAUGGAGGGCCGUCAAACACCGCCCAUUCUAACAAGUGUUUUUGUGCCCUCCGUCUCCGUUAUUGUGAUCGAUAGUCCGAAACUGUUUGGUGUAGAUCGUACCGAUCACCCUUCAUGGCACCCAUGUGCAAAUACGGCUCCUGGCAACACGCUUGUUAUGGAUACCUUAGUGAAAUCACCAAGGAAACGCCAGGAAGGUGUGGAAUAAAGUGGCAGUGAAGUAUAACAAUGCUGGUGGAAAAUGGUGAUUGUGUGAUGUAGGGUAAUAGUUAGCCUGACUAAGGUGAUGGUUCUGUAUCGGUAUCGGUAUAGCCGGUAUAACCGCCCUUCGGCGUAACACACGCACCACAGCCUGUUCUAUUCUAGUAUAUGAACGCUUAAAUCGUCACGGUGGCAGCAUAUGACAUAUGUGAGGUCAUGACAGGCAAACAAGCCUUGGCGAAUUGGGACACGGCCAUUUAUUUUGUAAUUUUUCAUUCUGAAAC